CCCGGGCAAUUUUUACCGUCGCACCAAAUAAACAUGGCGGCCUCCUCGCAGUCAGACGUGUGUGAGAAACACACAGAAACAGAAAUUGACACUGCAAUGGAAACGGACGAGGGUUUGCGCAGCGAGAAUGGCGAUGAAACAGAGCAGAAAGACGCUUCCAACAACGGACAAGAGGCAGAGGACCCGUUCAAGAAACCCGCUAUUUUUGCUGCGCCUUCCCUCGCCAGUAAACGCGGCGCGGCUCCGUCCAAAACAGCAACAGAACCCGACGGAGAAAAGGAGAAAGACCAAACAGAAGGACAAGACGGCGGCUUCUCAGCCCCCAGUCCUGCAGAUGAAAACAAAACCACGGACAAGCGGCGAGAAGGGGGUGAACAAGACGACAAGGAAAAGGUCGUAGCUGCUGUCAAGCCGAGGCAGGACGCUAAGCCCAGGGUGCUGCCUGCCAGAGGGCCACCGGCGGGCAAGUUCCCCCCGCUCCCGUACACGGAGCCUCCGUGGGGCGGGGUGGCACCGGAGACCUCUUAUGGUCUUGAAAUCCUCAAGAACGGCACCAUAGUUGAUACGGUGCCCCUCACACACAAGAGCUACUUUGUGGUCGGACGUUUACCUGUGUGUGAUGUAUCCCUGGAGCACCCCUCCAUCUCCAGGUACCAUGCGGUCAUACAGUACCGGGGGCGGCCCGGAGGCGAGGCCGGGGAGGAAAGAGGCUUUUACAUCCAUGACUUGGGCAGCACACACGGCACCGUGGUCAACAAGAACAAAAUGCCCCCGAAGACCUACAUCAGACUUCGUGUUGGGCACGUAAUGAAGUUUGGUGGCAGCACCAGGCUUUUUAUCCUACAGGGUCCGGAAUCCGAUGAGGAAGAGGAGUCUGAACUAACAGUAACGGAACUGAAGGAGCACGCCCGCAAACAGAGAGCAGAGCUGGAGAGGAGGAUGAUGGGAGAAGGGUCUGAUGAUGAUGAGGAGGAGGAGAAGGAUGGAGAGAGUGGAAACGAGAAGAGCCAGGGCAAAAUGUCAAGUGAAGAUUCAGGCUGUUCUUGGGGAAUGGCCGAGGAGGCGGCCCCAGAGGAAAACGAGGACGAGGAAAACCCGUUUGCCACAGAGUUUCAUGAAGACCAGGAAGCCGCCUACUUGAAAGACCCCAAGAAGGCGCUGCAGGGCUUCUACGACAGAGAAGGGGAGGAGCUGGAGUUUGAAUACGAAGACAAAAACCACGGCACUUGGCUUUGCAGAAUAAAGCUGCCAGUGGAUGAUGCCAUGGGCAGGCAGCUGGUCGCUGAGGUGACUCACACCGGGAAGAAGAAAGAAGCAGCCGUCCAGUGUUGUCUGGAGGCCUGUCGCAUCCUGGAGGCCAGAGGGCUUCUGCGUCAGGAAGCAGUGUCCCGUAAGCGCAAGAAGAAGAAUUGGGAAGACGAGGACUACUACGACAGCGACGACGACACCUUCCUGGACCGCACUGGUGCUGUGGAGAGGAAGAGGCAGGAGCGCAUGAAGAAAGCCGGCAAGAUCGAAGAGCGGCCUGACACCUACGAGUCACUGGUGGCCAAACUGGCAGAGGUGGAGAAGCAGCUGGCAGAGAACCAGAAAAAACUCAGUGCUGGAGGGAAAGACUCGUCUUCCUCUUCCACUGAGGAUCCCCUGGACGCCUUCAUGAGCGCAGUGCGAACUGAGGCGGCGAUGGAUGCCGUGGAGCGGAGGAAGCUCCAUGUGCACGUGGCCGACCUGCGCAAAGAGGCCCAACGCAUUCGGAAGCUGGUUGAGCUCACACGGCCUGCCCAGAUGCCCUCGCUACAGCCAAGAUGUGACAGUGGCACGGCAGACCCACAGAAGCCUAAGAAGGCCUUACCGUUGUUUGGUGCCAUGAAAGGAGGCAGCAAGUUCAAACUGAAGACUGGCACCAUUGGGAAGUUGCCCCCUAAGCGUCCAAACUUGCCUGCAGAGCUCUUCGAUAUGAAAGAACUUCCACCAGGAGGAGAAGAAGAAGAAGAGGAGGAAGAGGAAGGAGAGGUGGAAGAGGCAGAGACACAUAAAGAUAAUGAUCAUAAAGAAUCUGCAGGGAGUGCUGAGUCAAAUGCUGAGCUUCAAGAGUGCAGUACAUCCCAGCGCCAAAGAGCCCAGCCGGCACAGAUCCACAAGUCCACAGCAGAGCAACGUGCUAAACAGAGCAGAGAGGAGGAGUCUGCGCCUCACCACAGCACCAAGAGGGCGCCGGCCCCAUCAAGUCCAGAGUCCAAAGCAGGAGAAGAGGAAGAGCCAGCAGCCAAUCCCAGCCCCAAGAGGAGUGGCAAAAAGAAAGUCAUUGGCCCCAGCAGGCCCCCGGUGCCGCUCUCAGCACAGUAUCCUGAAGACGACCCAGAUUAUUGUGUCUGGGUGCCUCCGUCAGGUCAGACUGGAGAUGGCCGCACCCACCUAAACGACAAGUACGGCUAUUAAGAGAAGACCCAAGAGAAUUACCACAUUUUAGACUGCAGAUUAUACCUGCAGCCACACAAAGCUUUCAAUCUCCUUAACUGUGACCAUCCAGCCCCAACCCACUUCACUUCUGUGUGCCACUGAUACGUGAAGCACCGCCUCAAGACCUGAGGACACUCAGCUUAGGAGAGCCUGAGAGAAAAUGUGAUAUUACAGAGCCUAUAAAAGACUGAAGAUGGACCAAAAGUCAUGACUUGUCUUCUUGUUACUUUGAGGGAGUUGGAGGAGGACAAGUGGAGAUAAUGAGGAUGCACCUUUCAUUUAUCCUCUGUCCCUUCAGCUUUUUAGAUGCAUUUGCAUUCUCUCAGCGUGCGACAAACAAAAGCACACCGCUCCAAUUCACAUUAGCUGAAAUUGGCGAGGGUGAGUAAUAGCCCCCCCCUCCCCCCUCAGCGCAGACACUGGGCAAAAGGCCUGCUGGCACUUUUUUCACUUGCGCAAAUAACAGAAAUAGGUAGCACUUGAAUUUUGUCCUUCAUUUGAAUCGUCUGUCUUAUAUAUCAUCCAAGCGGAAAAUAGAGGAGGACUGACCAAAAGUGUGAUCUCGAUUCAGAUUUCUGAAUCUUUGGCUGCUCCUCUUGUAGUUAAAUCCACCUGACAUCCAAUCUGUAUCCCUCCCCUACUUGGCUUCGGUCGAAUGCUGGCAUAACCUUUUUUUUUUUUUUCCAAAAAGGAGAAUGUGUAGCAGAGAGAGAAAGAGGGAGAGCAUUGAAGCAGCUUUUCUGACCAUCUGGACACUUGGAUGGCUUACUGGAUGAAACGCAAGCUGAUAAUGACUCAAGCUGAGUGUAGGGUGUGCGUGUCCGUGUGCAUGUACGCACACACACACACUCACACAAACACGCAGCGCCUGUCCCUCUCAAAGUUCUCUUUUUAACAAGAUUCUCUUUAUGAGUGACUCAGCUAUUGGUGUGCGUGUGUUUGCCUAGAGCAGGAUUCCUCUGUGUCUGAAAUCCCACAGUACUGUUGUUCCACUGGUUUCCUGCCAUGCUCUCUCCGCCCUCUUCUUCUCUUGUCCUUUCUCAAAACAUCGCUCAGCCUCUAACUGUGAGGGUGAAGAAAUGUUAAAAGCCGUCAAAAAGUGUAUUUUGUAACAUUUGUAUAAUAAAGUUGUCUGUACAUUGGCUGUUUCCA
Molecule: messenger RNA, 3612 nt
Organism: Myripristis murdjan (pinecone soldierfish)
Lineage: Eukaryota; Metazoa; Chordata; Actinopteri; Holocentriformes; Holocentridae
Gene: slc4a1ap
Product: solute carrier family 4 member 1 adaptor protein
Exons: 14
Coding region: 34-2439 (801 amino acids)
Molecular function (GO): protein binding
Source: RefSeq, a predicted model, not a curated record